This is a messenger RNA of Hydractinia symbiolongicarpus, 1637 nucleotides long. Its product is annotated as cAMP-dependent protein kinase type I-beta regulatory subunit-like. NCBI's taxonomy places the organism in Eukaryota, Metazoa, Cnidaria, Hydrozoa, Anthoathecata, Hydractiniidae. Bases 33 to 1136 code for a protein of 367 amino acids. Gene Ontology annotation, molecular function: cAMP-dependent protein kinase regulator activity. Gene Ontology annotation, biological process: regulation of protein phosphorylation. The transcript has 8 exons. The record is from RefSeq and is a predicted model, not a curated record. Gene Ontology annotation, cellular component: cAMP-dependent protein kinase complex.
CAAACUUCACUUCACUCGUAUUAGGCAUCAAAAUGGCGACGGACCAAGAAACUGAUGCUGAAAUGAUAAAGGAGUGUGAAGAUUAUGUAAAAAAAUAUAAUGUCCAGGUGUUAUUAAAAGACGCUAUAGUACAGUUGUGUAUUAAUAAACCAGAAAAUCCGUUUCAAUUUUUGCGAGAACAUUUUGGAAAAUUGGAAAAGGAGCAUGGUAAAUCCAAUGAGCAUGAACCAGAACCACCUAUCACAGAUCCACCUCCACUAACAAAACAAAGAGGUCGUAGGGGAGCAGUAAGUGCAGCUGUCAUAUCUGAGGAGGAUGCAGCGUCAUAUGUGAAGAAGGUCAUUCCUAAAGACUACAAAACAAUGGCAGCUUUAUCUAAAGCUAUUGAAAAGAAUAUUCUCUUUUCUCAUUUGGAUGAUGCAGAAAGAAGCGAUAUCUUUGAUGCCAUGUUCACAGUAAAACACAGUGAAGGAGAAGUAAUAAUUCAGCAAGGAGAUGAGGGUGAUAAUUUUUACAUCAUUGACACAGGAGAAGUUGAUGUUUAUGUAAACGAUCAGUUGGUGGUGUCAAUUAGUCCUGGUGGAAGUUUUGGAGAACUUGCUUUGAUCUAUGGAACACCAAGAGCAGCCACCGUCAAGGCGAAAACAGAUGUGAAAUUAUGGGCAAUCGACCGAGUAACAUACCGUCGUAUUCUUAUGGGUAGCACUAUGAGAAAACGAAAGAUGUAUGAGCAAUUCCUGGAAAAAGUCUCCAUCUUAGAGUCGUUAGAGAAAUGGGAGAGAUUGACUGUGUGUGAUGCUUUAGAGCCGUGUAGUUUUGAAGAUGGAGAAGAGAUUGUGGUCCAGGGAGAACCAGGAGACGACUUUUACAUCAUUGUUGAGGGACAAUCUUCAGUAUUGCAGCGACGCAAUCCAAGUGAAGAACCCAUUGAAGUUAGUAGGCUGGGAGUGUCAGACUAUUUCGGUGAGAUUGCUCUUGUUUUAAACCGCCCACGUGCUGCUACCGUGGUUUCACGUGGUCCGUUAAAAUGUGUAAAGUUAGACCGCCAACGCUUUGAGCGCGUAUUAGGCCCGUGUGUGGAUAUAUUGCGUCGAAACAUUCAACAGUACAACAGCUUUGUUUCCCUCGUCGUGUAAAUCUGGAGAUGUUUUGACCUAUUGACGAUAUCGUGUUUCCAGUUGACAAAUUGAUCUUAGCCUAUAAAAUUAUGUUAAUACCAAAUAUUCUAAUGAGAAAUUAACUUCAUAUAUUUAUCAUCCGUCUUAAUCUGCCUUGGGUCUACAGUUUAUAUCAAACAACGUUACUGUUAAAGCGACCCUCCUUCGUGUUGGUUUUUGCUCCGCACUUCAUCGUCGGAGAAAUUUACGCUGCAGAUGUUUAGUUUUUGUGUAUUUUUUUAUUUAUUUCAGCAAAUAUGUGUGGACAGUCUGUAAUUAUGUUGGUUUGUUUUAAAGGGGUUUAGACUCUUCCAUUUUGUGGUUGCAAGCUAAACUGUUAGUUUAAAAUCAUCUUUGAAGAAAGCAUAUUUCUCGCUACAGCUUUCGUUUCUUACAAAUACUUUUCUUCGACUCUGUUAUAUAGUAUUGAUUAACUUAAAUAGGAAAUGUAUAUACCGAAAUAUAUCAUCCUGACGUUAA